GCGAACCACCAACGGGAAGCACGAUCGCCUUCAUCAUCGUCCGCGCACUGCGCCUCAAGGAGGGAGACUGCACAGCAAACGGUAACCUCUUCGAUUGCCUCACGUCACCGACCAUCAUGUGGUCAAAAAUGGUUCGCCCGGCGCCUUUUGCUUUGCCGCAGAGAGCCUCAUCAUGUUCCUCAAGGCACUGGCUGCAUGAGAAGAAGCACUUGACAGUGGGAAAACAUUGAUCGACCCGUUUGCGAGAUAGACUCGACAACCGUCCGUUCAUUCAACUGAAGUCAUUCGAAGCUUUCACUAGCUUUGAACACACUAACCUCCAGUUCCGGAAUCAACUCCGAAAAAGGACUUUAGUCUCAAUCACUCAUCGACAGACUGACUUAGUAAACUACCUUGAGUCUCCGAUACCCCCUAGCCGUCAUGUCGUCGCUAAAGAGACUUCUCAACGAGGAAGAUGAGGAUCUCCACUAUCCCGACCCGUCGUCCGUCUCCUCGUACGGCUCCAUCACGCCAACCUACCAAGGCGGCUUCCAAGACUACUCGGACCCCGGAUAUCAUCCACGCCAUACCCCCUUUCAAAGCUUUGACUACACCAACCAGGGCGGCCAAGAGGAUGUUCCCGUAAUCGAGGACCACCCUUCCAUGAAUGCCAUGUUCGACAGUCUUCUCUUUGGCCAGAGCGUCGGUGAUCAAUUAGGGGCCCUCAAUCUCGGUGAUGGAACCGAGCUCGCGCCCUACGACUUCGGGACCGACCUGGAAAUAUGGGGUCGCAAUACUAUCGCACACUCUCCUGCGCAGGGGACGUACAGCUCACCCCAGAGCUCCGGAUCGUCACAAGAUUCUUUGCCUGUAACACACUCGCCCUCACUCUUCCCCGAUUCCAGCAUCGCAGGUUCGGACUCAUGUUCGUCGACGGCGGGCGAGGACGAAGCCGACAAGGUCUGCUACGGCAUGCUUUACAAUGUAGACGUCAAAUUAAUAGGUGACAUGGCCGUCAUCGACACCAAACUGCGCGAGUCCAGCCAAGCCUCAGCCCCAGGCAAGACAGCCUACCAACGCUUCACUCUCACCGAUUCACAAGAACACAUCUGCCUCUCCUUUAAGGACGACAAUACUACGGAAUUCGGCUACCUCCGCUCCGGGCCCGGCAAGGCCCUCGCCCGACUGCUCAGUCCAGACUCUCACGUCGAGUUUGAGCCCAUCGCCCCGACCAGGACGCUCCGUGAGACCAUCGGCCGCGCCAAGAAGCCUGUCGAGGCCAUGGUCAAAGUUGACAUCAACGUCUACGGCCCGCGCCGCGCCGCGAAGAGCGUCGGCGACAAGCUGACCGAGGGAAAGCUCUGGCUGCAAAAGUCGGACCAUGCGCGCCGAGAGCAUUCUUAUGAGAACCCGCAUGUUCUCAAGAUUCAGGGCGGCGAGGCGAUGCCCGAGCAUACCAUCAACGAGGUCAACAGCGGCCAACCGGCUGGGCGGCAACCGCGGGAAGAGAAGUUAAGGCGGAUGAUGAUUGAGGUGUAUGACUCGAUUAAGAACAAGCGCCACUUCAACCGAGAACUCGGAGACAAGCGAUUGAAGAAUGACCUGCUAGGGCACCAACAGGAGGCGCUCGCGUUUAUGUUGGAACGGGAGUCUGGUGACAUUCAUCCAAAUUAUAGACUCUGGUACCCAGUGACGGUAGAAGGACAAGAAUGGUACCGCCACAAGAUCACAAACGUGAAGCAAAAGAUCCAGCCGGACGAGAGGGGCGGUGGCAUUCUUGCAGAUGAGAUGGGCAUGGGUAAAUCUUUAUCCAUCCUCUCGCUCAUCGUCAAGACUCUCGACGACGCCCGUACCUGGGCCGUCGACGAAGACAUGAACGGGGAGAAGAACAAGGACCUGCACUACUCCGGGUCCACCCUCGUAGUGGUAUCAUCUGCUCUACUCAUUUACAAUUGGACAAAUGAAAUUGAGAAGCACGUGGAUGGGAGCCUGACGCAUGUCAAGUACCACGGUCCGAAUCGAGAGAAGGACCUCGACAAGAUCAAGGGCUCCGAUGUCAUCGUGACAACCUACAACACACUAUCUGCAGAAUUUGAUAAGAAAUCGUCUAUCCUGCACAAGAUUGGCUGGUACCGAGUGGUCCUCGAUGAAGCGCACAUCAUCCGCCGCCCAGCAACAACAUUCUACCAAGCCUGCAGAUCGCUCCACGCAAACUCCCGCUGGUGCCUCACCGGUACGCCCAUCCAGAACAAACUCGCCGACAUUGGCGCCCUCUUCGCCUUCAUCCGCGCAACCCCCUUUGACAAUCCAGCCGCCUUCCGCCGCUACAUCGAGGUGCCUUUUGAGCAACACUCGGAAAACCUCGAUAAGGUAAAAGAGCGUCUCGUCACCCUCAUGGAAUCCCUCUGCCUUCGCCGCACAAAAGACCUCCUCGACCUCCCCGGCCUCGAGGAACGCAUCGUUGACCUCAGGUUCAGCCCCGAGGAGCAGCAGCAGUACGACAAGACCAAGAAAAUUCUCAUGCGCACCAUCAAGCAGAAAGUAGGCGAGGUCGAAAAGAGCAGCAAGUUCGGUCUCUUCCAGGCCAACCUCCAGAUGCGCAUCUUCUGCAACCACGGUACCUUCCAGAAGCCCUUCUCCUGGCACCGGCGGAGCUACCGCCUCGACGAGCGCGAGGCCGCCGUCUCGGCGCUGGGGCAGAACGCCGAGAUUACGUGCGAUGGGUGUCACCAGCCUAUGCCUAUCCUCGGGUCCAGCAGGCUGCGCAACGAGUUUGAGGAGCAGUGCACACACGUGUUUUGCUCAGAGUGUCUCGAGGACUCGGACUUGUCGUCGGCGGCGUCGGUGUCGGCCCCGGUCUCCGGCUCUCGGGGGCGGCAUUGUCCCGUAUGUGACAAUUGGAUGAAGUCGGCCAAGAUUUCUUCUGCUGGUCCCACGACGGUUCCGCUGGUGAGGGUUGACAGGACUGCGGUGGAUGCCGGGGGUAUACCUGACGUGUCUGCCCAGACCACAUCAGGCGCGGACGAUGCGGAUUACUUUAACACGGUGGGAUACUCUACCAAGAUGGAGGCCCUCAUCCGUGACGUCCAAGUCGACGUCUCGACAACCAAGAGCAUCAUCUUUUCUUGCUGGACGAGAACACUCCGCCUAGUUGCAAAACACCUAGAAAAGGUCGGCGUUAAGUACCACAAGAUUGACGGCGACUGUCCCUUGUCGCAGAGACAGGACAUUCUGCGACAAUUUGCAAAGGACGAGGAGAAGAGGGUUCUCAUCAUGACGACUGGCACAGGUGCCUUUGGUCUCAACCUAACCUGCGCCAACCGCGUGUUCAUCGUCGAGCUGCAGUGGAACCCCAGCGUCGAGAACCAAGCCAUCGCCCGUGCGAUCCGCUUCGGCCAGGGUAAAAAGGUGCUCGUCACGAGAUACGUGAUCAAAAACACGGUAGAAGAGGAAAUGAGAUCACAGCAGAACGUCAAGAAGAACCUGGCAGCAAUUGGGUUCGACGAGCCUCCUGGUGUUGAUGACGAGAUGGAUCAGUCAUAAGAAGGCCGAGGAGAUGUUGAGGUCAUGAGGUGAUGGUUCGCUGCGGGAAAUGUGCGAAUUGAUGUCUUGAUGAACUUGAUGGUGAUAUUUUUUUGAAUGAUUCAUUUCUACGGUCCUCCGAGGGGUCAUUGCGAUGCGAUGCAGGCAUCUCACUUAGUUGUAUCUCUUCAGGAGCCUAGCGCCAUCAUGUAUAGAAGCAGAGCUUCGCCAUGAUAGUUGCUCAUAAUAAUACCCAAUUGAUUUUCUUCUCU
Molecule: messenger RNA, 3773 nt
Organism: Colletotrichum phormii
Lineage: Eukaryota; Fungi; Ascomycota; Sordariomycetes; Glomerellales; Glomerellaceae
Product: SNF2 family domain-containing protein
Exons: 10
Coding region: 421-3522 (1033 amino acids)
Biological process (GO): DNA repair
Cellular component (GO): nucleus
Molecular function (GO): ATP-dependent chromatin remodeler activity; ATP binding
Source: RefSeq, a predicted model, not a curated record